AUGAAGCUUGACCCGAAAGCUAUUCGCUAUCUCACUUCAGAGGACUUCAGAGUUCUUGCAGCGGUGGAAGCAGGAAGCAGAAAUCAUGAAGUCGUACCGACGCCGUUAAUCGUACAACUAUCUGGCCUCCGAGGUGGUAGUGGGGUGCAUAAGUCGAUCUCAAAUCUGGCCAAGGUCAAUCUGAUAGCGAAAGUGAAGAAUGCAAAAUAUGACGGUUACCGACUCACUUACGGCGGUCUCGACUACCUAGCCUUGAAUGCUCAUCAGAAGCAAAAGACUGUCUACUCCGUCGGCAACCAGAUCGGCGUCGGGAAGGAAUCGGAUAUCAACGUGGUUGCGGAUCGCACUGGAGCACAGAGGAUUCUCAAGAUCCAUCGAUUGGGCCGCGUCUCUUUCCGCACGGUCAAGACCAACAGAGAUUACCUACGGAAUCGCAACACUGGUUCGUGGAUGUACAUGUCUCGAUUGGCGGCCAUGAAGGAAUUUGCAUUUAUGAAAGCCUUGAGAGAAAAUGGAUUCUCGGUUCCGGAGCCGAUAGCGCAAAACAGACACACGAUCGUAAUGAGUCUGAUCGAUGCGUUCCCGUUACGUCAAAUAUCAAGGGUUCCUCAACCUGCCUUGCUUUACUCGGAACUCAUGGAUAUGAUCCUACAGUUAGCGCGGUUUGGGUUGAUUCACGGUGACUUCAAUGAGUUCAAUAUCCUUAUCAAGGAAGAAGAAAAUCCCAAUGCAAAGGGGAAGGCUCCUGAAAAUGCAGAGCCUGCUUCUGAUGAUGUCCGGCUGGUUCCGGUUCUCAUUGACUUCCCACAGAUGGUAUCUGUUGAUCAUCAAAAUGCGGAGAUGUACUUUGAUCGAGAUGUCAACUGUAUCAAACGGUUUUUCCAGCGAAGGUUCCACUUUGUCAGCGACGAGCCCGGGCCUUUUUUCUCUGACGCCAAGAAGCUGUUGCAGAAGAACCCUGGGAAGCGGCUUGAUGUGGAAGUUGAGGCAUCUGGGUUCUCAAAGAAGAUGGCCAAAGAAUUAGAAGCAUAUAUGAAGGAAGUUGGGGCAAAGGGGGAUGCUGAUAAUAUCAAGGACGAGGACGAUGAAGAGGGCGAGAAUUCUGAAGUCGAAUCAGGAAACGAGGAGGGAGAACAUGCACAUGAGGAGACGGAGGAUAACAAGGAGCAGCAAGAUGCACACCUGGAAAGCUCCAGGAGGUUAGGAGAACUGAGCAUAUCCGGGUCUUCUGGAUGA
Monascus purpureus is the source of this 1236-nucleotide messenger RNA. Lineage: Eukaryota; Fungi; Ascomycota; Eurotiomycetes; Eurotiales; Aspergillaceae. The record is from the annotation of a GenBank genome assembly.